AUGUAUGGGAUUCGUGUUACUGUCUCAAUGCGUUCGUCACUUCGGUUUCUUGGUGACAAUCUUCGCCGAACGAUAAUACAAGCUAAUAACGGUCAAGCUAUAGGAAAAACAGUAUACCUAACCCAUGUCAAAUGGGUAACUGGGAAACAUCAGCUGCAGAACUACUUCAGUAGGUAUGGCCAAGUACGUAGUGUAAAUAUGUUCUUUGAUGCUGAGACGGGUUUACAUCGUGGUUUUGCAUCGGUCACGUUCGAGCACCCAGAAAGUGCUACGAAAGCAAUGCAACAUCGACCACAUGUUAUUGAUGGUGAUAGGAUCGAUUUGGAGCCGUACAUACCUAUGCUGUCUAAGAAAAAGGAUAUCAUAUUGUAG
Messenger RNA from Necator americanus (New World hookworm), 372 nucleotides. RefSeq lists its product as uncharacterized. Gene Ontology annotation, biological process: regulation of gene expression. The transcript is spliced from 5 exons. Gene Ontology annotation, cellular component: nucleoplasm; chromatin. Gene Ontology annotation, molecular function: RNA binding. Lineage: Eukaryota; Metazoa; Nematoda; Chromadorea; Rhabditida; Ancylostomatidae. The coding region runs from base 1 to 372 and encodes 123 amino acids. The record is from RefSeq and is a predicted model, not a curated record.